CGCCGAAAUCGUGUCGUUCUGGGCAGCAAACAGGACCAAAAAAAAAAAAAUAGCGGCAGAAAAUAGUUUUGCAUGCACGCAACUUCUCGCUGUUUCUCGAACAUUCGCACUGUUUUAGCUGGGAUACGGAUAAAAUAUCCAUUCAUUUUGAUACAGAGUGAAGAAACCCAUUGAUUCAGGUAUCCGAGCGUGUAUCGCCCGCUUACCAUAAACGGUAAAAAUCUUGCCCUGAAAAACACGGAGGAGAAGUUACAAGAAGAAAAAAAACUAUGACCAAGGUGGUCUGCUACAACAGAGGAUGUGGUCAAAGUUUUGACCCACAAAACAAUACUGAAGAUUGCGUUCACCAUCCGGGAGUGCCAUUUUUCCACGAUGCCUACAAAGGAUGGACGUGCUGCAACAAGAAAAGUGUGGACUUUACCGAGUUCCUCAAUAUCAAGGGCUGUACGCAGGGACUGCAUUCGAACGAGAAGCCACCGGAGCCGGAAAAGCGCAAAGAGGACACCGUACUGGCGGAAGAACCGGCCCCGACAGAGGUGAAAAUACGAGAACCGAUACGCCCGUCCAAGGAGCGUCCACCGUUCGAGACAGCUUUAACCUCGCUCGAUCCGUGGGUGGCGCCGGCUUUCCGUAAGCAGAUUGACGAAAUGCCCCUGACCGCCGUGAAGAGAAAGAGCCCCACCGAUGCGGCCGCCAUUGAAGCUGGCACCGUGUGCAAGCACGGCGGAUGCAGCUGCACGUACGAGGACGCCAAGACGAGCGACAAGCCGUGCGUGUACCAUCCGGGCGUGCCGAUCUUUCACGAGGGCAUGAAGUUUUGGUCCUGCUGUCAGCGAAAAACGUCCGAUUUCACCGCGUUCAUGAACCAGGCCGGUUGCGAGACGGGCAAACACCUGUGGGUCAGCGAGGAGGACGAGUCGAAAGCGAUCAAGUGCCGGUUGGAUUGGCACCAAACGGCCACCACCGUGGUGGUUACGGUGUACGCAAAGAACUACCAUUACGCGAAAAGCUACGUGCGCGUGAAUCCGAUUCGAUUAGCGAUUUGUUUGGUGUUCCCCCAGCAGGAUGGAAACCAGUACAAUGUGGACAUGGAGCUGCGCGGGGUCAUCGAUGUCACACAGUGUAAGGUGCAGAUGUUCGGUACGAAAGUGGAAAUAACGCUGAUUAAAGCGGAACCUGGCACGUGGGCGAAGUUGGAUUUCCCGCGCGAAAAGAAGGCCGAGCAGCAGAAGGAAGAUGCGAACAAGCAGGCCAGCACCAAAAAUGCCGACGACAGUGACUCGGACGUGGAUUUGGACGACCUCGAGCCCACGAUGCGCACGGCUACGAUUACGGAAAUUAAGGACUAAACACACAGACGGAAGCUUCUCUAGCACAGCGAUCGAUUCCUUGUCCCGUGGUGGGGGGAGGCCCUUCCCAACCGAACCGUACAAUAAACCUCAAACAGACCCCGUAAGGUAU
This is a messenger RNA of Anopheles merus, 1461 nucleotides long. It is a transcript of the gene mora, whose product is annotated as cysteine and histidine-rich domain-containing protein. The record is from RefSeq and is a predicted model, not a curated record. NCBI's taxonomy places the organism in Eukaryota, Metazoa, Arthropoda, Insecta, Diptera, Culicidae. Bases 270 to 1349 code for a protein of 359 amino acids. The transcript has 3 exons.